Molecule: messenger RNA, 504 nt
Organism: Funneliformis geosporum
Lineage: Eukaryota; Fungi; Glomeromycota; Glomeromycetes; Glomerales; Glomeraceae
Source: the annotation of a GenBank genome assembly
AUGGACACAUUCCCGCUUGUUAUACAGUAUCCAUUAUCAAAUACUAGCAUAAAAUAUAGGUUUUUACAAAAUUCGGAUAAAUAUACGAUGUCACAUUCAAGUGAAGAAACAAUUGAUAAUGAGUACCAAUUCAAUAGCUUGGUGGUUAGGACUGAUUCAGAUGAUCGAGGUGAUCGAUUUAUUGAUCUUAAAAUACAAGUAAAGGAAGUUAAACUCGAUAGAAGCUGUGGGUACAGUGUUUUAGAUUAUGGUAUCUAUAUACAAAAAAUCACUGUUUUAGUGACAGUAGCCAAACCACAUAAAAAUGAAAAGGCUGUUGCACAAACUCUAGUACAAAUUUACAGUACUGCAGAAUUAAUGCUGGGCAAGCGAAUACAAUCUGAAACAGAUUCUGAACAAACGAUGUUUGUAGAGAUAAGCCAAGAAUACACUUGUAUUUUUAAAGAUGAUAUGAAAGAAGAAAAUCAGGUGGUUUCUCACAUUGUGCGAAUUCUACAAGUAUAA